Messenger RNA from Beta vulgaris subsp. vulgaris (sugar beet), 3745 nucleotides. RefSeq names its product filament-like plant protein 3. The record is from RefSeq and is a predicted model, not a curated record. Bases 1160 to 3568 code for a protein of 802 amino acids. Lineage: Eukaryota; Viridiplantae; Streptophyta; Magnoliopsida; Caryophyllales; Amaranthaceae. The transcript has 4 exons.
UUUUGGCAAACCUCAACAAAAUGAACUAGGAGAGUAAAUUUGCAUGUUCUAAGGGCGGGAAUUACACCUUACAAGUUACAUAUUUGAAAAAAUUUGUUCAGAACAUAAAUUUAUUUUGAUACCCCCACUACAAUUUUUUCCUCAAAUGAAACCUAGAGUGGCAAAAAUAAUUGAAACAAAAGUCUUCCCUUCUUAAAGAAAAGCAUGAACAUAAUCUUCUCUCUCUUUCUCUCUCAUCACCUCACAUGUUCUUUAAUAUCUUUCCUUCUUCAUCAUUGAAACCCCACAAAAAUUAAACUUAAAUAAAAAAUGGGUUUUCAAAAUUUUACUCACAUUAUUUAGAAAAAUAACAAAAAAAAAAAAAUCAACAAUCCCAACUUCCUGUUUUCACACACUCUGACAUUCCCCAGAUCCUAUGCUGUUCUGUAUAGUUUAAAUUUCAUUGUUUUUGGGAUUUGUGAUUUACCCUUUUCUGUUCACUCAUUUGUUUACUGAUUUCAACUUCUGGGUAUUUUUAUUUUUAAGCAAAGAUUCAAUCUUUGAGAUAUUUUAAAUAGUGGGCAUUCAGCUUUUUCUCCAAAUUUCAGUCAGAUUUUUUUUCCAUAAUUUGGAGUUUUUGUGGGUCAUCUUCAUCAACUUUCUCUCUCUUCCCAUCCUUUUCUUCUCGUCUGUUUGGCGAUGUUUACAAGCUUUACACAGUACGUCACUGUAUGAAGAGAGAGACAUUAAUUCAAAAUUUUGUGUAUCUUCAAUCUUAAUAUAACCCUUUUUUUUGGGAUUUUGAGAUUUUUGCAAAAUUUUAGGAAGUUUGAGAAGUGAAUUCCAAGCAAAGAUUUAAUCUUGUUGUUUUUUUGAAACUUAUUUUUUGAGCUGUUAGAGAGGAAAGAUUUGCACAUUUCAUUGUCAAACAUCAAUAGUUUGUUGGGUAACACCAACCUUUUUAUUUUUUUGAAUAUUUAAAAAAAUCAUUAUAUCAAUGAUUGUGAUCCUUAAAUGUGUACAUUGUGAUUGAUAUAUCUGUUCUUGAAGCAAUUGACUAACCAACAGAAGAUUUUGAAAUCUUCCCAUCAAAUAUUUUUCACAGAGUAGGUGAAUUUUGGGAUGAAAUUGAACCAUAAAUUUUGAAGGGUAAUGAAGUGAAUUUGAUCAAGGUGAAGUAAUGGACCGUCGGAGUUGGUUAUGGAGGAGGAAGUCAUCGGAUAAGAGUCCCGGCGAGACCGAUAGCUCGGUAUCGGGAUCGGGAUCAUUGUCAUCCCCUUCUGAGAGAUUUUCAGAUGAGCAUCAGGCAUCUCCAAAUCAUAAUAUGCAAUCACCGGAAGUCACCUCGAAAGCUGCACCUCCUGAUGAUGAUCCCAAUGAUGGUGUGAAGAUUCUGACUGAGAAACUAUCUGCUGCAGCUGCAACUAUCAGUGCAAAAGAAGAAUUGGUAAAGCAACAUGCUAAAGUUGCUGAGGAGGCUGUUACAGGUUGGGAAAAGGCUGAAAAUGAAGCAGUGAUUUUAAAGCAGCAACUCGAUGCUGCAAUGAAAAAGAACUCAUCACUCGAGGACAGGGUAAUCCAUCUUGAUGGGGCCCUUAAGGAGUGCUUGAGGCAGUUGCGGCAAGUGAGAGAAGAGCAAGAUGAGAAAAUUCAAGAAGCCAUGUCUAAGAAGUCACAGGAUACAGAGUCCAAAAAGUCUGACAUGGAUGUCCAGAUUUCUGAUCUCCUUACCCAACUUGAAACUGUGAAUGCUAAGGUGGAAGCUGCUGCUUCUUUGGAGUCUAAUCUCCGUGUCAAGCUGGGUUCUAUAGAGAAGGAAAAUGCUUCUUUGCAACUUGAACUCCGUACUCGAUCCGAAGAGUUAGAAAUAAGGACUCUUGAGAGGGAUUUAAGCACAAAAACAGCAGAAACAGCCAGCAAACAACACUUAGACAGCAUAAAGAGGGUUGCUAAACUCGAGGCUGAAUGCCGUAGGUUAAAAGCCCUGGCUCGUAAAGCAACUUCAUUUAAUGACUCCAAAUCAGUCAAUGACAGCCAAUCAGAUAGCGGAGAUAGGCUAACUGAUUAUGAGCCAAGUCAUUCAGAUUCAUGGACAUCUGCCCUUAAAGUUGAGAAAGCUUCAUCUAAAAUGCACAUGCCCCCUUCACCUGAAAUUGAUCUCAUGGAUGAUUUCCUAGAGAUGGAGAAGUUAGCAGCAUUGCCAGAGACUGAAAAUAGAAACUGCUCUCGUUCACCUGUUACCUUGACUGACAAGCAUAGUAGCAAUGACAGCUCCUCACUUAGAACAGCUGAACUGGAGGAGAAGAUUGAGAUGGUUGAAUCAGAAAAACAGGAACUAACUUCGGCAUUAAACCAGUUCCAGGGUAAGUUGAAGAUUUCAGAGGCUCAGCUAAAUACGUGUCAGAAUCAACUAAAGAUAUCACAAGCACAGUUAAGAGAUGCGAAUAAAAAGCUAGGAAUGUUGCAGGCUGAGUUGGAUUUGGCAAAUGAAUUGAGGCAGGCAAUUGAUCUAGAGCUCGAUGAUGCCAAUGUAAGAAGAGAAGAGGCAGAGUCCCAGAGUAAAGCAAUGGAGGAUGAGAGAGGUACACUGCUGUCUAAAGUAUAUUUUAUGGAGGGUGAGGCUGAAAAGGAGAGAGCACUACAUGCAGAGGCUUCAGCAAAGUGUCAGGUUUUGGAAGAUAAACUUUCUAGAAUGAAACGCGAGCUUGAUACACGACAUAGUCAGUUAGCAUCCAUAAAUGAAUCAAAGGAAGCAGUUGAACAAGAGCUUUUGAGCACAACAGCAAAGAAAGAAGCAGCCGAAUCACAUCUAGAAGAUGUAAAUGCUGAGGUCAAAUCCCUACUUGCUAAAAUUGGUUUAUUGGAGAAUGAGGCCGAAAAGGAGAAACAGUUGUCUACAGAGUUUAGUGCUAAGUGUAAGAAGUUAGAGAACGAGCUUUCAAGAAUGAAACAUGAUGCUGACACCUGGCAAAGUCGAUUAGCUUCGGUGGAUGACUCGAAGGAUGCAGUUAAACAAGAGCUUCAGAUGACAAAUGCAAAGAAAGUAGAAGCAGAGUCGCAACUCAAAGCCGUACUUGCCAAAGUUGGUUCAUUGGAGCGUGAGGUGGAAAAGGAGAAGACAUUGUCUGCAGAAUUUGCUGCAAAGUGUAGAAAAUUAGAACAUGAGCUCUCACAAAUGAAAUCUAAAGCUGACUUUCAGCUUUCACCAAUCUCUAAGGAAGAAUUGGAUAAACAGCAGGAAAUGGAGUUAGCUGUGGCUGCGAAUAAACUAGCAGAAUGUCAGAAGACGAUUGCAUCACUCGGAAACCAACUGAAAUCCCUUGCAAACCUCGAAGAUAUCUUCUUAGAGUCAGAGAAGCUGUUGGAGGUUCCUGAAAAAGAAUCAGAGAUUCUACAUAAUGAUAUAAAACCUGAUACAUCAGUAUCUUCAGAAACUGCUCAGGAUGCAUCAACAUUGAGCAAGGAGGAUGACGGGAAGUUUGCAAAAGGUGAUGCUAAAGAGGCUGUUAUGUCAUUAAGUGUAGACAAGCGGGAUAAACUUGGGUUUGUAAAAUUGUUUUCGCGAUCCAAGAACACAGUUAGAAGCUAGAAUUUGCAAAAAUGAAUUAUUAGAGGUGAAAUAAGUUUGAGCUUAUUUUAUACUUUAGUGUUCUCUUAAGUCUUAACUAGUGCCCUGGAUUUGUACAUUACUUUUGUGUACAGGCAAUUUAUGCAACUCUUUUGAUCCACAUUUUUGAUUGGCAAGGUAUAAAGAAAGUUUUGUACA